AUGGCCGAUGCCGGCGAAAUGCUUAUGGGUCCACUCGGCCGGGAACUGCUUUGGGCUUAUUGUUUCGCUCUUGAUGUCGCUGUCGCGGACGUUGGCAAAGAUGUCCUGGCUCUCAUUGGCCUCGUUUAUAAGUAUCUUCAGCGCGGUUAUGAUUGCUAUGAUCGCGAUCGGCAUUCAGAAACCAGGAGCUGUUACUACUGCUGUCAAUCACCCGAGCCUGGUAACCGGAGUGACUUCGGCCUUGAAUAUCGCCCUAUCCUAUGCCACCAGAGGAAGUCAAGUCUGACCAAACAUAGCGAGCCAUAA
This is a messenger RNA of Aspergillus oryzae RIB40, 306 nucleotides long. RefSeq lists its product as uncharacterized. Bases 1 to 306 code for a protein of 101 amino acids. The record is from RefSeq and is a predicted model, not a curated record. The transcript is spliced from 4 exons. NCBI's taxonomy places the organism in Eukaryota, Fungi, Ascomycota, Eurotiomycetes, Eurotiales, Aspergillaceae.